AGGCUCAUCCCCGGGUGAUGAACUCGAGAGGCAGGAAAGCGCGUGCUUUUUUAAAAAAAACAGAAUUAAAUUGCACAAUAUCCCAGAAACAUCUCAGCAAUGGGGGGAGGGAAUUCCUCCCUCCGGUUUGCUGAGGUUGUCGAGAGGCGAGCUCCGAAAAGUUCCGCUUUAUGGCUGCGCGAGGAAGCGUUUUCGCCGCGCUGCGUUGCGCAAGGAUGCCCGCUCAGAACUUUGCGCGCCUAUGAACUUCAGCAAUCGUCUCUCGCUGCUCCGGGCAAACCACGACCCGGACUUUUGCAAGGCGGGAAACCGAGUUCAUCUGAAUAGCUUCCCCAGUUGAAAAACCAAAACCAAAAACUUUUUGUGUGAGGAAGUUUUAUGUAUGGGGCUGGGAGGAGGAGGAGGAUUCUGUGGGGGUUGUAGAACGGAACUGUGAUGGAUGCGAGCGGAAUUCGCUUUUUCCUGGAAAAGAACAGCAUUGGGUUUGUGAGGGGAAUUCGGCUCGCUUCGGUUUCUUAGAGGUUGGACUUGCGCUCUCUGAAGGCAGAGAGAGAGAGAGAGAGAGAGACUUCCUGCUCUCUGCGCGAGAUAACUUUCUGCAGGUGUGUGGGAGGAAGCGAGAGAGACCUCGGUGGCCUCUCCUUUUUCUCUCUCUUUCCAAAAGGGCGUCGGACUGAGCUGCGAAGAGAAGCAACUCGGAGGAGGCGGCUGCAGAAGAAAGCGAGGGACUGGUCGUGUCUGCGCGUGUCCUGGUUCUCUUCCACGAAGCUCGCGCGAGGAGGGAGAAGAGGCGUGUGUGUGUGCGCGCGCGGCGCCUCUGGCCUCCCAAUUAAAAGUUUUGUGACUUCAGGCGCUUUGUGACUUCACUCGCCUGCCAGGCUGCUCUCCGCUUCCGCGAGCCGGCGCGGCCUCUCUUGCCUCCAUGCCUGGCGGCGGGGAGAGGCAGCCGCUGAUCCCUAGGGGGCGCCGCUGGCGGUGGCAGCAGCAGCAGCACAGGAUGCCCUGCUGCACGCAAGGAGCGGCCUUCGUUCCGACGCUGCUGGUCGUCUGGUCUUCGGCCUCCUUCAUCAUCUCCUACGUGAUCGCUGUCCUCGAAGGCCACGUGGAGCCGCUGUUUCCGUACAUCAGUGAUACAGGAGCAAAACCUCCAGAAAGUGGUAUUUUUGGAUUUAUGAUUAACAUUUCCGCAUUCCUAGGUGCAGUUACGAUGUAUGCAAGAUACCUAAUUGUCAAGGAGCAAAAUGAAGUGACACGUUUCGUUUCCCCCUGUUUCAAUUUACUAUCACUCUUUGUUGGAUGGAUAGGUUGUGUUGGAAUGGGCAUCGUUGCAAGCUUUCAGGAGCUAGCAGUUCCUGCUGUCCACGAUGGAGGUGCUCUUUUAGCUUUUAUGUCUGGCGCUCUGUACAUUGUGCUUCAGACUGUAAUCUCUUACAAGUCGCAUCCACAAUGGAGCAGUUUGUGUGCAUGUCACACAAGGCUGUUCUUCUGUGUAAUGACUUGGGUAGCUAUCAUUCCCAUGAUUGCGUGUGCUUCACUAGUUUCCAUAACAAAGAUUGAGUGGAAUCCAGGUGAAAAGGAUUAUGUGUUUCAUUUUGUGAGUGCAAUCUGCGAAUGGGUAGUAGCCUUCAGUUUUGUUUUCUUCUUCUUAACUUUCAUCGGAGAUUUUCAGGGAGUUACAAUACGGAUAUCAACAGAGCUACAUGGAAACCUAUGACCACUUUUUAUAGUUUGAAUCAUAGAAGCUGGGGUCGAGGGCAUUAAAGAAACUGUUGGGGAGACUCCAGAACGGUAAAAUCUGGUGUGACGCAAGCCUGGUGGAUCAACGCUGCAAGUUUGCCUAAUCAUAGUCAAGGGAGAGACUAUUUUUACUUUUACUAAUAUCCCCAUGUGCCUCGUUUCCCCUUUUAACCUGUGUUCUAAAUCCUUUUUGUAUUUUUAAAUACUUCUUUCCAGUUUCAUUUUUAAAAAUGGGAAUGUCUGAAAAAUGUUAACUUCUGGGAAAAAAGGAGAGGAAGAGACGUCCCUCCUCGACAACUGUUGCCUUCUUUCUAUUUGUUGGAAGUCACGAUGGCCUCAAAAGUAAAACUCAGGCUGCAGUCUGGUGAACUCGGUCCCACUGGUGAACUUGGUGGGGCUUUCUUUCAACUGACUGUGCUUAAGAUUGUGUUUUAAAAUGCCUAGUAUUCAUUGUGGAUAGUAAUGUCUGCUUUUAUGUAUUAGGAAAUAAACUGGCCCUGAUCUAAAGAGA
This is a messenger RNA of Podarcis muralis (Common wall lizard), 2248 nucleotides long. RefSeq names its product DNA damage regulated autophagy modulator 1 (gene DRAM1). Gene Ontology annotation, biological process: regulation of autophagy. The record is from RefSeq and is a predicted model, not a curated record. NCBI's taxonomy places the organism in Eukaryota, Metazoa, Chordata, Lepidosauria, Squamata, Lacertidae. Gene Ontology annotation, cellular component: lysosome.